Echinostoma caproni is the source of this 1443-nucleotide messenger RNA. Lineage: Eukaryota; Metazoa; Platyhelminthes; Trematoda; Plagiorchiida; Echinostomatidae. The record is from the annotation of a GenBank genome assembly.
AUGCACGAAUCAACCUUUGCCGGCUGUCUUCGACACCCUCUACCGGAACUUGGUCUUUUCGCCUGUUUUGUCGGAUUCGUUUGGUGGCUUCGUGGACUCCCGUUCAUCCGAGCCUAUGUACUUCCCCCCGGACCCUAUGGAUUACCAUGGAUUGGUUACACCGCUUGUCUCGGUAACCUGGACUGCGCCAAUGGGUUUGAAGAAAUGCAGAAGCUGAAAGUUAAAUAUGGAGAUUUGGUUUCUUUCACACUACUCGGUAAUACGGUUGUUGUACUGAACACGUCCGAAAUGGUGCACGAAGCAGCGAUCAAACAUCGACCCCAAAUCGGUCGAUACACACUUACUACAAAUCAUUGGUUGGCGCAAGGUGACGGCAUUUCCAACUACGACACACCGAGGGCACUCGAGCUAAGGUUGGCAUUCUUUCGUCAUCUAUACGGAUAUGAAGAUAUGAUCAACUACUUAGGGGAUAAUGGAAGCACAUCGGAGAUCCGUGAUACGGUUCAAGCGGAAACAAAACGGCUUCUUCUGUCUUUAAAGAACAAUUGCGGUAUUCCAACGGAUGUCUUGCCACUGGCUCGCUACACUGUUUGGAAUAUUAUGUGGAAAAUUGUAUUCGGACGAUCAUGUGAUCUCACGCGAGAACAGAUAGAACAUUUGCUCGACCAGAUCAGUACAAACAAUACGGAGAACAGUAUGCUUCAAUUGAUACAAUUAAUGCCCAAACAGUGGUUAUACAUACUGGAUCGAAUUCCAUGGGCAAUGAAACUACUGGGGAUGGACAAACUCAAUCGGCGGUACACUGAGGUGAACGCUUGUCUCCGCGCCCAGCUCAAGUCCUACGAACAAAGCCAGGAUAAAUCCCCGAAAGCUCUGCUCUAUCGAUUACAGAAUGAUCAGAGAUUGAACAUCCAAAAAAAAGAAUUGGAACGUUUACUUUUCGAGAUGAUGGCUGCCGGAACAGAUACAACCUCGCUCACUCUGACCAACGCAUGUGCAUAUAUGGCAGAGUGUAACGAGUUGCUUACUGUGAGUGGUCUGGAUAAACACAUGGAUCGAAUUCAUCGUCAAGCCAGCGUUGUUCCUCUCGCUCUGCCCCAUGUGGUACGUCAACCGAUUCACAUGUCUGGAUAUCAUAUUCCAGCCGGGAGUAUAAUGAUUUUCAACCUGUAUGCCAUCCACCAGACUCAGAUGCGAGAGGUUUGUCCCAUGGCUGCAAUGCCGUUCUCCAUUGGGUCUAGAGCCUGUCCCGGGCAACGGUUGGCCAAUAAAGUGCUACAAGAUAUCAUUCGAGCAAUCGAUCAAAACUUUUCUGUUCAGAUCGAUCCCGUGUCCCCACCCAAUAGGACGGAGAAUAUGCGCACCGGUGAACCUCAUGCACGGAUUUCUCGAGGUUUGACCCUCACUCCCACGAAAACCGUAUUUGUUUUCCACACACGAUGA